Molecule: messenger RNA, 4342 nt
Organism: Vombatus ursinus (common wombat)
Lineage: Eukaryota; Metazoa; Chordata; Mammalia; Diprotodontia; Vombatidae
Gene: PIK3R5
Product: phosphoinositide-3-kinase regulatory subunit 5
Exons: 20
Coding region: 278-2896 (872 amino acids)
Biological process (GO): positive regulation of MAP kinase activity; G protein-coupled receptor signaling pathway
Cellular component (GO): phosphatidylinositol 3-kinase complex, class IB
Molecular function (GO): 1-phosphatidylinositol-3-kinase regulator activity
Source: RefSeq, a predicted model, not a curated record
GUCUAGAUGCCCCCGCCCCUGCAGUUCAGACCCAGCCCGCGGCAAUUAACUGAAAGAGGAGUCAGGGAUCAGUUUGGGGGAUUCCGAGCUAUGGUUGGGGUCGAAGCGCAGCUACACGGACUGUAGCCAGAGAACGAGCCAGGAGGCGCUCCAUCUCGAGGAUGGGCAAGGUGUCCGGCCCGGGCAGCAGGUUACUGGCUGUAUUUUGUGAUAGCUGAAAUUGUCAUAAGCAACCCCUGGAUAAGUGAUGAUGACUUUAUAAAGGCAAUGAUUCAGAAUGCAAUCAAUGGCCACAACAUGCACGGAGGACAGGAUCCAGCAUGCCUUAGAACGGUGUUUGCAUGGGCUCAGUGUCAGCCGGGGUACCACCACCUGGACAGCUGGGCUGUGUCUAAACUGUUGGAGCCUGCAAGAGUUAGUCAGUAGGGACCCAGACAACUUCCUUAUUCUCCUGGAGCAGAUCCUGCAGAAAACCACAGAGGUCCAAGAGAAAUGCAGCUAUGAUCUUCUGGCUCCCCUGGCUCUGCUUUUCUACUCUACUGUUCUUUGUACUCCACACUUCCCACCAGACUCUGACCUCCUUCUGAAAGCAGCUAGAACCUACCACAGAUUCCUGACCUGGCCCAUUCCUUACUGCAGCAUCUGUCAGGAGCUUCUCACUUUCAUUGAUUCGGAGCUCAAGGUGCCAGGCAUCAACUACCAGCGACUAGUGAGGGCAGAACAGGGACUGUCCAUCAGAAGCCACCGAAAUUCCACUGUCACUGUACUACUUUUGAACCCCCUGGAGGUACAGACUGAGUUCUUAUCUGUGGCCAAUAAGAUGAGUUUCCCGGAACCUUCUCCUCACAGUGCCUAUGUCACACUGCUGCAACAUGCUUACCAGGCCACCUUUGGGGUAUGCUGUGACCUGGCCCGCCUACAUCACAUGCUUCAGUCCAAGACUCUAACUGAACUGGAGGCCAUCUUUGAGGAGACUACAGAGGCUCAGGAAUUAGCAUCAGCCAUCAGAGACCCUAAGGAGGCUCGGCAGUGGCUGAAAGCCAAGCUGAAAGCUGUAGGAGAGAGAGCUGGCUUCCCCUACAUCUCAGAGACCGCUCAGCCCUGUAAGCUGUAUACCAUUCCCAUUCCAGUAGCCAGGUGCUAUACCUAUAGCUGGAAUCAGGACAGCUUUGACAUCCUAAAGGAGAUCCUGCUUAAGGAAAGGGAGUUGCUCCAGCCAGAGACCCUUGAGGAUGAUGAAGAGGAGGAAGACUUGGAGGCAGAUGGAUGCUUUGCUAAGCGGGACUCCCUACUCUCUACUACUUCUAUGGCAUAUAGAGAUUUGACCAGCUCAACAGCCUCACUCCAGGCCUCUGUCCCUGGCUUCUCGAGCCACCUGUUGACCUCUUUUGUCUCAGGCCUUUCAGACUACAUGGACAGUGGCUACAUGGAAGACAGUGAUGAAAGUUCCCCUGAUCGGCCACGGAAAGAAAGCCAGGAGGAACAAGGACCUCAAAGACCUAGGAGAAAGUUUAAUAGAAUCUAUAAACUCUUAAAGAGCAAGAGCCAUAUGGUGCUUCGGAGAGACUCCCAGAGCCCUGUGAAAGGGACUGGCUCAGGCACGCUCCCUCUUCGUCGGACGGGGAGUCUAUGUAGCCCUUUAAACAUGCCUUCACCACUCUCUUCCUGUUCCCAACGUUCCCAUUCCCUUCCCCAGCACAUGCUGGAGAGCCAGCUUUCAACCUGGCUCCACCCCACUGCCACACACCAUCGACAUCGGAGGCCUUUCCUUAGUGGUGAUGAGGACUCCAAGGCCUCCACACUGCGUGUUGUGGUCUUUGGCUCAGAUCGGAUCUCAGGGAAGGUUGCCCGUGCUUACAGCAAUCUCCGGAAAUUGGAAAGCAAUUGCCCACUCCUGACACGGUACUUCAAGCUUCAAUUCUUCUAUAUCCCAGUAAAACGAAACUAUCAGCCUACAUCUAGUAACUCUCCUGCUCAUCCAAACCAGUCACACCUCAUGUCCACAGAUUCCCUAAGGCAUCUGACUCCAGGGGACAUUCCCCUGGCCUCAUGGGAAGACAGCACCAAUGACAUUUCCCAUUACCUCGGAAUGCUGGAUCCUUGGUAUGAGCGCAAUGUGCUGGGAUUGAUGCACCUGCCCACUGAUGUCUUGUGCCAGCAGACUUUGAAGACUGAGGCUGGGCCACUGGAGAGUGCCCAGGAGCAGCUGCCCAUCCUGGCGGACAUGCUGCUUUAUUACUGCCGUUUUGCCACAAGACCAGUCCUACUGCAAGUCUAUCAGAUAGAGUUGACCUUCGUCAGUGGAGAGAAGACAACAGAAAUUUUUAUCCACUCCCUGGAGCUGGGUCACUCUGCAGCUGUCCGUGCUAUCAAGGCUUCUGGUCCUGGCAGUAAACGGCUGGGCAUUGAUGGAGACCGAGAAGCCAUCCCACUUACACUACAGAUUAUCUACAGCAAGGGGGCCAUUAGUGGGCGGAGCCGCUGGAACAAUAUGGAGAAAGUAUGUACUUCUGUCAACCUUAACAAAGCCUGCAGGAAGUUGGAGGAGCUAGAUUCUAACAUGGAAUCUCUGACCUUGACCCUGACUGAAGUGGUGAAGAGACAGAACUCUAAGUCCAAGAAGAGCUAUAACCAGAUCAACACAUCACAGAUUAAAGUGGACAAGGUACAAAUCAUUGGCUCCAACAGCUGCUCCUUUGCUGUUUGUCUGGAUCAGGAUGAGCGAAAAAUCCUCCAGAGUGUGGUCAGGUGUGAAGUCUCUCCCUGCUACAAAUCUGAGAACAGCAGCCUUUGCUCACAGCCCAAGAGACUUUCUUUCCUACCACCUCAAAACUCACCUGACCUCUGCUCCUUCCUGUGUUUACCCAUCAUGACCUUCAGUGGAGCUCUGCCCUAACACAGCAAACUCAAGAUCUUCAUCUGGACUUGAUACAUCACAAGGAAGCAUGGACCCCCGCCUCCCAAACUAGAGCCCUCCCAGUCCAGAGUGCCACACUGGCAAUUAUGGCUUUUCCUACAGAGAAUGCAAUUCAUUCCUGAUGAUGUUUUUGGUUUUUUCCCAGCAGGACAAAGACAGAAACCUUUAGCCCUGUAGGGAGAGAUUGUCUUCUGCUCAUAAAAGUAUGCUUUAUAUGGGAGGGGGAAGAGGAGGUAUGAAGAUGGUAAGGGUUAAGUCCAUCUUUCCUUCUAUGUAGGUGAGUGACUUUAAGCAAGUCAUUUAGCCUCUCUCUGGGCCUUAAUGCUCUCACCUAUUAAAUGGAGAAUAACUUACCCCUCCCUAAAGCUAGGCACCGGAACAUAUAAUCUGGCUCUAAAAUCUAUGAUUUUUGUCUCGGGGCCUGGCUGUUCCUAAGUUAUGUGCCUUGGAUGUUGUAUAGCCUUUGAAUGCUAGUGCUCUCUUCUUUUAUUCCAGACCCUGGGUUGAGAGGCUGAGAAGGAAUGGAGAACAAAUAGGUGGGGAACUGUGUCCUAGAAGGUUAUUCAGGCUCCACCCCACUGCCUUUUCAGCACUCUUAUUCUCUGAAGAAAUGCAUAUCGAGGUUCUAACAAGUGCCUAGCAUUAUUUUAAAGGUUGGAGAAGACAUGAGAUAUGUAAAGAGUUUACAUUAUACUUGGAGAGACAAGAUAAUACAUGACAUACUUUGUGUGCAACAGUAGAUUAAUAAUAUGGUUAAAUGUAUAGUUAAUAAUUAAGAAUAUAGUGAAGAAUUAAUGGCACCUCAGUCUAACUAUAAACAACUCACUAUAGUGGGGAGUUUAGUCUAAGGCAGCUCCAUCUUAGCCUGAUCUAUGGAGAUUUAUUAGAAAGCACCAAAAAAAGAUCUUGUUAUACUAAAGCUUCACCUGUAUCAAAGUCCUGUACCAUGGUUCCAGAGCUUUGUAUUUAGGUUCUAUUGUACUGUAUCGCUCUUAUGUACAAAGAGUCUACAUAAUGUACAUUAUGUUCCUUCCUCAUAGGUGCUUUUGGUAGAAAAGGGACUCCAAACCAGGAUGGUUAAACCUGGAGAAAAGAAGUAUUUGAAGGACUAUCAUGUGAAAGAGGGUCUGAGAGAAUAGUCUUGUUUUGUUUGACCACAGAAGGCAGAACUAGCAGCAAUAGGUAGAAGUUGUUUAGAGGCCAAUUUUAGCAUGAUCUAAGAAAAUGUUUCCUACCAGAACUCUACAUAUAAUAGGUACUUAAUAAUGUUUUUUGUAUUUCAUCGUACGUACAGUAGAAACAUGACAUACAAGUCCUACCUUUGAUAUUUCCUGACUGGGGGACCCCUAAGUAAAUCAUUUAACCCCUCAGUGCCCCCAGGUAACCUCUAGAACUUUUUUUUUUUGGUGAGGCAAUUGGGCAAUU